AUGAGCCGACUAUUUACAUCAUCUGAGACCACUCCUACGAUCGAGAAUGGUUUGUCUUCCCGUACUACCCAUGUCCCCAGUCAAAGCUUCCCGGGAACUGGACGUACUACAAAUGAAGGAUUUGAAGUUGUCAGCCUUUUUGAAAUUUUCAUAAGUUUUGUUGACUUUCUACUUGAAUUUAGACCGGAUCUUGGACACUAUUGGAAUGAGCUCAAAGCUUUUAUCAAUUCAUUUUUGGAUUCAGCUCCUGGUGCUGUAGUUGGAACAAGUUCCAAUACCCAAACUUUUGGUGAAAAGUUGUUGGAAUUGGGGGAAAUAAGGAAGAAAAUAGAAUUGGAAGAUAAGAAAAAACAAGAGGAACUGGCGAAAAAAACGGCAGAAAAAAGAGCAAAGAGUGAGCAAUUGAUGAAAGAGUUGCAAGCAAUGAGCACGCAAAAUCAGGAAGAAUUGGAGAGACGGAGAAUGGAAAGCCAGCGGGUCCUAGAAGAACUUAGAGAGAAAAGCAAGAUGGAUCAGUUUUAUAAGGAUAAAACCGCCGCUCUAGAAACCGCCAGACUAAUUGAGCUUGGAAAAUUGGAACUCGACAAGUUGAAAAAAUCUCGCCAAGAAUCUCAUGCCCUAUACCAAGAAAAAAUUUCCAAUAUGGACCAAACCUACCAAACCAAACAACUGAACUUCAAUGCUGAAGAAGAAACUCGAAGACAAGAGCUAUUUGAACAAGAGGAGAAGGUUGAAAAGCAAAGAAAGGAAAUUGAAGAGAAAUUGGAGGAAGAUUUGAAAAUUCUCAGAGAAAAAGGAGAGUUUAGAAGACAGGAAAUGGAGGAACAGGUCUAUCAAAUCAAAAAAGUUCUCCAGAUGAAAUUCUGCAAUGAGAUUAUGGAGAAGAAUUGGACGGAUAGACUUAACAAGUUGAGAAACUCUUUCAAGGAGGUAGAAACGGCGUAUAAAAUAGAUCCAAGCAGUUUCUUAUCGGCAGUUUCCAACCAGAAAUCGGUUAUGAUAGCGGAGAAAGUGGAGAUGAGAAGAAUGUACGAGGAAACUGGAAAGACGUUUUUGUUAGAUGUCGAAGAGUCUGUGAAGGGAAUUCUUGAAGAAGCUGAGAGGCUAAUUUAUUUGUUGGAGAACGAGCCAUCCAACACUAAAAGGAUAGAAGGUUGCUACAGGGCUUUAUCAACUACCACGUUGGAAAUCCCAACUAUGGCGGAAUUGAAGCAACGAUACAGAGAGGAUAACGAUUUUUGA
This is a messenger RNA of Caenorhabditis remanei, 1242 nucleotides long. RefSeq lists its product as uncharacterized. The coding region runs from base 1 to 1242 and encodes 413 amino acids. The transcript has 5 exons. The record is from RefSeq and is a predicted model, not a curated record. NCBI's taxonomy places the organism in Eukaryota, Metazoa, Nematoda, Chromadorea, Rhabditida, Rhabditidae.